Molecule: messenger RNA, 7029 nt
Organism: Chanos chanos (milkfish)
Lineage: Eukaryota; Metazoa; Chordata; Actinopteri; Gonorynchiformes; Chanidae
Gene: atg2a
Product: autophagy related 2A
Exons: 42
Coding region: 302-6313 (2003 amino acids)
Biological process (GO): piecemeal microautophagy of the nucleus; autophagy of mitochondrion; autophagosome assembly
Cellular component (GO): phagophore assembly site; phagophore
Molecular function (GO): protein-membrane adaptor activity; phosphatidylinositol-3-phosphate binding
Source: RefSeq, a predicted model, not a curated record
UUCGAGUUAAAUGCAAUUUUAAUUCACUCUCGGACAGUGAAUCGAGAGAAAACAACGACUGUCAAUGCGACGCUGGACUAUUCAGGGUCCUGACACGAAGAAUUUUUGGAUUUUUUGUGUCACACAAGAGGAAGUUACGGUUUACCCCCUUCCUUAGCCCCCUCAGCUAGCCACCCCCUACCCUUUGCUCGCACCUCGUUUGCACACUUUGUUUUUUUGUUAUGCAGUUACCGGAGGACUGUUAUCUUACUCGUUUUCCUCUACCACCUCUUGGCUCCCUUUCCCCCAUCUCUCUGGCCCUAUGUCUCGGUGGCUGUUCCCCUGGUCGGGCUCAAUAAAGAAGCGGGCCUGUCGAUAUCUUUUACAGCAUUACCUCGGUCACUACUUACAGGAACGACUGAGUUUGGACCAACUGAGUUUGGACCUUUACAAUGGCAGUGGGGUUAUCAAAGAAAUCAACCUCGAUGUGUGGGCAGUCAACGAGCUUCUGGAGUCGCUUGGGGCUCCUCUAGAGAUAUUGGAUGGUUUUGUGAGCAGCAUUGCUGUUACCAUACCAUGGGCAGCCCUUGUCACUGACCAUUGUACCCUAGUCAUCUCCGGGCUACAAAUAACAUGCCGUCCCAAGUACAGGACCAGUGGGAGCUGGGACUCCCAAGGCUGGUCCUCAUGUAUGACCUCCAGCAUGCAGCUGGCCCAAGAGUGCCUGAAGGACCCCCCCGAGGCGUCCGAAGAGCCGCCUGCUCCCCUGGAGGGGCUGGAAAUGUUUGCACAGACCAUUGAGACAGUUUUACGUCGGAUAAAAGUCACCUUCCUGGAUACCAUAGUGAGAAUCGAGCACCAUCCCCUGGACUCUGAUACUGGGGUUGCCUUAGAGAUGCACAUUAAACGGCUGGAUUACUGUGAUGAAGCAGUGAGAGACUCCAGUCAGACAGUGCCUGUGGAUAUUCACCAGCCCCCAGCCUUUGUGCACAAGAUCCUGCAGCUCAGUGCUGUCCAGCUCUUCUAUGAGAACAUGAAAGGGCCUCAGGAACUGAUUGCUGAUGAAGACUCAGUCCCUGAGGAAGAGGAAGGAGAGGAGAAGUCAGAGGUGUCUGUGACCCCUCCACAGUCCUCCCAGCAUCCUCUGCUCAUUGGCAACUGUUCGGGCUUUAUUGAGACCACUGUCAAAAUCAAGCAAAAUGACAUGCUCCCUGGACCUAAGUUGGAAUUGGAUGGUAGAGUGGGCUGCCUUCACCUGCUGCUCUCCCCAAGUCAGAUCACUCACCUGACAGACCUGCUCUCUGCUCUGUCUAUUGAAACAGAGUCCCGUGGUAAGACUGGAGGGGGUCAGAGCAGACCUCUGGGAUCGGAGGACCUCAGGCUGAUUGAAGAGGACCUGGGUAAACUGCUCACCUCUGACACGGCCGAGAGGGACCUGGAGCUGGACACAGAGCCCUACCUCAGCGGUCUGGAGAACGGAGAGAUGUUUUAUUCCAUGGGUCCUGGUAUGAGUAGCAGUGUGACGUCAGUUCGCUCUGGCAGUGAACUCUCAGACAGUGACAUGGAGUCAUCUACACACAGUCUGCAAAGCCUUUCACAUACAAACCCUCUGUCACCACAGGGAAUUCCUAGACGCUAUCCUGUACCAGGAUCACUAACAAGUUUGCCUCAGUCUAACAGACCCCCAGGUCGCUCGUCCCGCGGUAACCACCCGGAGCCCAUGAAGCCUGAUGCUUUGCUCCGCCUCAGUUUGGGCGGAGUCACACUAACAAUGCUAGAACAGGAGCCACCUCUUGGACCUGACGGACGCUCCUCAUUGGCUGAGGUGUCUAAGGUGUUCUUCCAGGAGCUGGCUUUCUUUAAGGACAGCAUGUUCAGCGAGAGAGACUUCCAGCGUUUACGAGGGAGCUUUGCCAAAGCAUGCCCACAUUCUCACCUCAGGGUGACGGGGGCUGCAGUGCAGGUGUCAUGCGAGAUGCGCAGUGCAGGGCGCCAUGCCCGAGCUGUGACCUCUGACCUCUCCUUCAGCAGGCUGGAAGUUCUGGAGUGUUUAUGGGAGCCAAAGAUCCCCCAGUAUUCUGAGCUGCUACAAUUUCAGAGCGCUGGACUCUUCACUGUAGGAGUCACAGCCCGGCCCUGUGCCCAGCUACACUACAGUCUCACCGAGAGGCAUCUCCGUAAGGGCGGAGCGAAGCAGCGUGUUGUACGCAGGGACAGUGUUGUGCGUAUCGAACUGGGAGAACUGACCACUGAGCUUGAUUUGGACAUCCUGGGUCGACUGGACGGUCUGGUCCAGGCUUUGAGUCAUUGUCCAGUUCAGACAGUGGGGCCCAUGCAUUCUCAGACUCAGACAGUAGAGCUGCGGUCCUCUUUGACUCUCCUCUCGCCUCAUGCGGUGCUGAAGUUGCGGUUCCCCAUCCCUGACCUUCGACCUGUGGACCUAAGGCGCCCCCCCUCUCAGCGGGCGGUCCGCACUGAGACUCUGAGUUUAGAGAUGUCCAACCUGGAGCUGAGGACCCAGCAGGGACCAGACAUCCAGAAUGAAUCCCCUGGCACUCCCGCUGCCAACCUUACCAAACUGUUUGAGGCCAGCUUCAGUGACCUGCAUGGCGUGUACGAGGGUUGGGAAGGAGGUACUUUCCCCUGUAUACGUGUCCAGAAGAGCCCAGACCCGCAAAACGCGGAGGGCACUCCCAGGAUUUCAGUGCGAGUGAAUGGGGGUGACGGAGGCCGCGAGGGUGGAGGUCUGGCUGGGAUGGGGCUGAACAGAGACCUGGGUUUGGGUUCCAUUUCUAUGGAGAACCCCUGUGAGCUGAGAGAGAAGAACAGCUCCCCGUUUUCCUCCAACCGUACCAUGUUUGAAACUGAGGAGAUGGUGAUUCCAGCAGAUCCAGAGGAGAUGCGUGAGUUUCAGUCUCAGUGUGUGUCCCAGUGUCAGUGUGUGGUGGACAUCACACUACCUGUGGUAUAUAUCCUGCUACCCAGUAAAGAGGCUUUCCAGAGCAUAUACAACAGGAUCAAUAACGACCUGUUGAUGUGGGAGCCCCCUCCUCCUCCCCCCUCUCCCCCCAAGGAGUCUUCUCGUAGCCACCAGCGUUAUUCUGAAGACGAGGAGUUUCAGCUCUGUAAAUCUGCCUUCCGACUCGAUUCGGACUCGGAGGAAGAUGAGCCUCAGUUCUACUCAGCCAAUGAAUCAGCGAGGCGAAAACAGGCAGAACCUCACCCUGACCACAACCUCAGCCUUCUCUGUCUAACUGUCCUGAUUGGCAAGGGCCGCCUCCAGGCCAUGACGGACAGCAAGAAUGAGGCGGGAAAGAGAGUGGAACACUGCCAUGGGGAGUUCUUGUUGGACCUCGAAGGAGGGAAAAUUUUCAGUGUUACUCAGCAUCAGAAUAAUCCUCAUCUCAACUUCCUGACUCUGGAAAGCAGGAAAGUGGAGCUUUACCACAAAGCGACAGUCCCAGAUUCACCCAUUCCUGUGAGAUUGGAAAUGCCCAGGUUUACUCCCCCAAGCCAUUUGGACCCUACCAUUUAUCCUACAGAGGUGGGAGUUAGCUGUGUGGGUGGCAGAGAGACAGAUGUUCAGAUGCUGUCAACUGCCAUCAAAAUUACACUAGACCUUCAAAGGAAUGUCAAGGAAUUCCUGGUUGCUCUGCGACUCCAAGGUGCUACUUUACGCCAUUAUAUGGCGUUAACCAAUCACAGCUGGCACGAACAGAUGGUGGAUUUUCUAGAUGUCAUUGACGACGAUAUCUUAGGAUACACACCUCCUGCCAUCAUCACAGUCUUACACACACACCUGGCCACCUGUGCUGUUGACUACAGGCCGCUUUACCUCCCACUGCGAGUAGUGUUUACAGCUGAAUCCUUCUCUCUGUCCAGUAAUAUCAUUGUGGACACUGCCACCUUUCACCUCAGGUUUAUCCUGGAUGAUUCUGCCCUGUACCUGUCUGAUAAGUGUGAGAGUGAUACAGUGGAUUUGAGACGAGACUAUGUGUGUGUGUUAGAUAUCGACCUUCUGGAACUCGCCAUCACCACAUGGAAAGGCAGCAACUCUGGCAAGCUUGCUCAACCUCUGUUUGAACUGCGCUGCUCCAAUAACGUGGUGCACCUGCACACCUGCGCAGACUCCUGCGCAGCCCUCAUCAACCUUCUGCAGUACCUGGUCUCUCAGGGCGACCUGCACCCCCCUCCUCGCCACGCCUCCCCCACAGAGAUAGCUGGACAGAAACUGCCGAUGUCAGAAAGUCCCGCCUCCAUCCCACCCUGCCCUCCAGCUGAGACUGCUGAAAUCAACCAAUGUGAUCUUACCGAUGCCUUGAUUGACACUGAGAGGACCCAACGAGAGGAGGAUCAUGAUGCUAGUUCUGCCGGCUCAAUCCAGAGAGCAUCACCUGUCUCCGUCUACCUGUUUCCUGGAGAAGCUGCCAAAGGCCGUCCGUCUGUUCUGGAGGGGGAGGAGUCUGAGCUUGAUGGACUUGUGACAACAGCCAUUGAGGCUCACACAGAUAUGAUGUCAGAGGAGGGGUCGGAAUGUUCCACAGACAAUGAUGACUUCUGUAUCCUAGAGGCCCCUGGGAUAGGCAUUCCUCCUAAAGAUGGAGAGCCUGUGGUGACUGUGUUGAGCACUGGACCCAUAAAGGUCAGAGAUGGAUAUUUCUCUCGUCCCCGUGGCAGCUCGGACCUUCUGCGUGCUCCAUCCCGUUUCCCCGUGCCCCAGAGCAGAGUGGUCCUCCGAGAGGUGUCUGUCGUCUGGCAUCUCUACGGGGGCAAAGACUUUGGGGGAAAGCCUCCCUCUGUGCUUACGCAACACAGCCAGAGGGGCCGCCCCACUCCUCAUGGGGCCAGAGGCUCUCCUUCCCGCUCUGUGGCCCCCUCACGACCCCAAAACUCCUGGCGCUGGGUAGGAGGAAGUGGGAGGCAGCACAACUUACUGAUGGAGAUCCAGCUAACUAAGGUGAGCUUCCAGCACGAGUCGUACCAGGUGGCGCAGCCCCCCGCCGUCCCAGGACAGGAGGCUGAAGGAACGGGGGUCGGGGAGCAGCCACUGUCCAGACAAGUCUUCAUCGUACAAGAACUGGAAGUCAGAGACAGGCUGGCCUCCUCUCAGAUCAACAAGUUCCUCUACCUGUACACCAGCGAGAGCAUGCCACGCCGAGCUCAUUCGAACAUGCUGACGGUGAAGGCUCUUCAGGUGUGUCCUGAUUCAGGUCUUGGAGGACCAGAAUGCUGCUUGAGAGUCAGUUUACUACCACUCAGACUCAACAUAGACCAGGAUGCUCUUUUCUUCUUAAAAGACUUCUUCAGCAACAUGGCUGCCGGAGUUAACCCCUACCUACCCGUUGACCCAGCAUCUGAAGUGAGGUCUGAUCCUUCCCAAAAGCAGUCGGAGGAGGCGGAGCUUGGUGCUGGACUUGGCCCUGACCUCACCGCGUCCGUGGAGACGACAUACAGUGAGCAGAGCUCUUCCUCUGCUGGUUCCUCCUCUUCCUCCGAUCAACCAAUCUACUUCCGAGAGUUUCGGUUUACCUCUGAAGUUCCCAUCUGGCUGGACUAUCAUGGCAAGCAUGUGGUUAUUGAGCAGGGAACGUUUGCAGGUAUUCUGAUUGGUUUAGCCCAGCUCAACUGCUCAGAGCUGAAGCUCAAAAGACUCUGCUGUAGACAUGGACUUCUUGGAGUUGAUAAAGUGAUUCAGUAUGCAGUUAACGAAUGGUUAACUGACAUUAGGAAGAACCAGUUGCCAGGAAUUCUUGGUGGUGUAGGCCCCAUGCAUUCUGUGGUACAGCUCUUCCACGGCGUGCGGGAUCUGUUCUGGAUGCCCAUAGAGCAGUACAGAAAAGAUGGGCGCAUUAUCCGCGGUCUCCAGCGGGGGGCAGCGUCCUUUGGCACCUCCACCGCUUCUGCUGCCCUAGAGCUGAGUAACAGACUGGUGCAGGCCAUACAGGCAACUGCUGAGACAGUGUAUGACAUCUUGUCUCCGACUCCUCCUCUGACACGGUACAUCACCGAGGGCCGUCCAGUGUCCCGCCCACGCCGGAACCCUCAGCCUGCGGACCUCAGGGAAGGGGUUGCCAAGGCCUACGAUACUGUUAGAGAAGGAGUGAUUGACACAGCUCAGACCCUAUGCGAUGUUGCAUCUCGCGGGCACGAACAGAAAGGUCUUCCGGGAGCGGUGGGUGGAGUCCUGCGCCAGAUCCCGCCCACUGUUGUACGUCCACUCAUAGUUGCCUCUGAGGCCACCUCGAACCUGCUGGGAGGCAUGCGGAACCAAAUUAAACCGGACGCACGGAAAGAGGACUUCUUAAAGUGGCGCACAGAAGAAGGCCAAGAGUGACUGUAGGGGGAAAGUGAGAUUUAGCAUAAAUGAAGAGUGUGUGUGAGACUGAAGGAUGUGUAUCUGUGAGAGUAUGAGUAUAUCUGUGAGUAUUAUUGGACAAAAAAAAACAAAAAAAACACACACACACAAAAAAAAAACCUGGUAGUGUCUCAGCUGAUGUUUUAAGUGGCUUCCAGAGGUAAGUGGCACACUUUUUUCAUGCAAAGGAUAAAGUUCAUUUUUGCACUUAUUAGCAAAGCUUGAUGGAAAUCUGUAAGUGCAACUCCCUGAUAUUUCGUCCUAUCUGAAAGUAUGCAAUCAUAUCAGUCUUUUUCGUUGUUGAACGCUCAGCAAAAGACUUGCUCCUUUCUUUUCUUUCUCCUUUCCUUUUUUCUUUUAACUGAUAACAGACAUCUAGGGCUUUAUUCAGGGCUUGCUAUCUUUGUUCUUUUUUCUGUUUUUUUUUUUGUUUGUUUUUUUUGUGAAUUAUUCGGUAUGUCUCUUAGCAAGCCUGUCGGGACAGAGAUAUGAAACAAGAGAAACGUUCUUAUUGUCGACAAUGUGAGAAACUUUGUAUGCUUGUUGUUAAUGUGGGGGCCUUGCCAUGAUCAUUUUAACAGUAGGAAUGUGAUAUAUCCUAUACCAGUCUUCUCAUUUGUGUGUCAAAAGUGUGUGCUUAGAAUCCCAUCCUAUAUUUUGUGCCAUAAGAUCGCCCAUGUUGAAGACGAAUUCUA